Molecule: messenger RNA, 2983 nt
Organism: Salvelinus fontinalis (brook trout)
Lineage: Eukaryota; Metazoa; Chordata; Actinopteri; Salmoniformes; Salmonidae
Product: choline-phosphate cytidylyltransferase A-like
Exons: 9
Coding region: 740-1912 (390 amino acids)
Biological process (GO): CDP-choline pathway
Cellular component (GO): endoplasmic reticulum
Molecular function (GO): choline-phosphate cytidylyltransferase activity; phosphatidylcholine binding
Source: RefSeq, a predicted model, not a curated record
AAAAAGUAGAGUACAGUAUACUCUACUGAACAUGCAGUGUACUGAACAUACAGUAUCUACUAUGCUGAACAUAUUUACUGUACUCCUAUUCUACUGAGCCGUAUUCUGUACCCUACUGUAUACUGACCUAUGCUGUGAUGUCCAAACUUGUGAAACAUAGACAUCUAUGAUUGUUUCAGAUUUGGUCUGGUCGGUACCAACCAAAUGUGAUCUUGUUUGGAGGCGGAGCUCAUUACAAUGACAGCCAGUGUCUAGAAUAAUAUGCAAAAUAAGGAUAUUGCAUAUUUUUACCUUUUGUGUAGCAAUGUAGGAUAGUGAUAGUCAUAUCCAUAAUAAUGCAUUUCUGUAUAGUACAUAUUAGGGACAAAUUAUGGAAUUCCGUUACCAGAUGUAAAUCAAUUUCAAUUUACGAAAUAUUUGUCAUGUCAUAGCUGACACCCCAUUCUUUCUGCAGACACCUUUGAAUCAUCAUUUGGAGCGGAUAUUUGGAAAAUGUGGUUCCAGAUUUUUUUCGCGGGAUAUUUUACCUUUAAUUGUUUCACCAAAUUUUGCAUCUGCAGUUAUUCUGUCUAAAUCGUUCGAAGUAGUCCUUGUUAAUACAGUUUUAUGAUUUGUUAAACUUUGAAAUCAAUGUUUUUUGUUUGGCAUACAUCUCAAAGUGAAACAUCGGAGUGAAAGCGUAAUUCCGGUACCAUGGAGUAUCGCCAUUGAUCAAAUAGCUACUAAUUUCAGACAUGACAUGCAAAUGUCAAUCUCUAAAACACUGUUAAACUGUGCCAGUUAUCCAAGAAAGGUUAAGCCACAAAGCCUUUGGAUGGAAGCCCACAGCUCAAGCCGGUCAAUCCUGUCCAGGAAGAGGAGGAGAGAUGGAUCCAAGGGAGAAGCUGAGGAGGUAGAGCGACCAGGGAAAGUCCCAAGAUCCACCGUGGGUUUAAAAGAUCCCGCCUCCUUUGCUGAUGAGCUGGAGUCGGCUGAGGACACUCCAUACCUGCGAGUCAGCAUGGAGGAGGCCAAGAGGGGAACUCCAUUUCAUAGGCCAGUGCGGGUCUAUGCAGAUGGCAUAUUUGAUGUGUUUCACUCAGGCCACGCCCGGGCCCUCAUGCAGGCCAAGGGCCUCUUCCCCAACACAUACCUCAUCGUGGGCGUGUGUAGUGACGACCUGACGCACAAGUUCAAGGGGUUCACAGUGAUGAACGAGGACGAGCGCUACGAUGCAGUCAGCCACUGCCGCUACGUGGACGAGGUCGUCAGGAACGCGCCCUGGACGCUUACGCCCGAAUUCCUCGGCAAGCACCGAAUCGACUUUGUUGCCCAUGACGACAUCCCAUAUACAUCAGCAGGCCAGGAUGACGUUUACAAGCACAUCAAGGAGGCGGGCAUGUUUGCGCCCACCCAGCGGACGGAGGGCAUCUCCACCUCGGACAUCAUCACACGCAUCGUCCGCGACUACGACGUGUAUGUGAGACGCAACCUGCAACGCGGCUACACUGCAAAAGAGCUCAACGUCAGCUUCAUAAAUGAGAAGAAGUACCACCUGCAGGAGCGUGUGGACAAGGUGAAGAGGAAGGUGCGUGACGUGGAGGAGAAGAGUAAAGAGUUUGUGCAGAAGGUGGAGAACAAGAGCAUCGACCUCAUCCAGAAGUGGGAGGAGAAGUCCCGGGAGUUCAUCGGCAACUUCCUGCAGAUGUUCGGCCCCGAGGGAGCACUGAAGCACAUGUUGAAGGAGGGCAGGGGCCGGAUGCUGCAGGCCAUCAGCCCAAGACAGAGUCCCAGCAGCAGUCCCACCCGUGAGCGCUCUCCCUCCCCCGUCUUCCGCAUGCCCUUCUUAAACAAGGCCGUGACCUCACCCCACCACAGUGCUGCACGGGGAUACACCGUCAGUGAGGAUGAUGACGAGUCUGACGAAGGUUAGGGCUCACAUUUCUCGCGUUUGUUAAUCCUGCUCUCCGGUCCAUCGACAGUAUCAGCGGUCAAGCCCCUCCAACCAAUCAUCAGUAUGUCCAAUUAUCUGUAUAGCGUUGUCCCUCACGUCCAUUUCAUAUGUACUGUACCACAUCAGUCAGAGGGGGGUUAUUGCACAAUUAGUUUGACAGCUGAUGUUGCAUUUCUCACCGAUUAGGAACAUUUAGGUGCAUGCUUCCAACUCAGGAUGUUAUAACCUUAGUGGGAAAUUCAGUUUUGUCUUCUAUAAGUUGAGGGGUGUUUGGUACACUGUUGCAUUCCUCUACAGAUGAUCUGAGAGUAUGAUAUAUAGUAACCCUCAGUCCCUUGAGGAUUCCCCCUCGGAGUGUUUGCUUCUGUGAGUGUGUAAACUGCUAGCUUGUGUAGGCAUCUCAAUGUCCUCCAUCCAUGGACUCAGCUUGACCUUUUUGCACAUUAUAAUACUAAUAGUUGGUUUUGAUGGUCUGAGUCGAGGUCAGUCUUUGGACAGAGGUUUUCAAAGCAUAGUGCCCAGCAUUUAACUAGAGAACUGAUCUUGUUCAGUAGGGCUCAAGAACCUGUUUUCAGGAGGUUUUAGCUGAAGCCAAACAAUUGUGUGCAAUAACGAGACCUAAUUUUUUAAAAAUGAUUAGAUACGUAAUACAAUUUUAUCCCUUUUACAUAUCUCCCUCCUGUAGUUGGGAUCAUUUGAUUUUGGCUGUUAACCCAACCCUUGCUAGUCUGUGGCAGCAAAGCAGGUGGUUUUAAACAUAUCAUAACCAUGUUGGAUUGUCUAUACAGUGUAAGGGAUGAUAUGAUCCAUCAUUUGACUGGACUGAUUAUUUGGGAUUUGAAUAAAUCCAUUAGGGCAUGUCUAUAUAUAUAAUCUAUCUUUUGGUAGCAAGAGUUGUCUGAUAUGUAAGAAGCCAGUACUAACCUUCUGUCAGAUACAAAAUGUACAUUGUUUUAAACAUUUUACUGUUUGGGUUGUUUGUUUAGCUCCUGAAUGUGCAGGCAUGAGAUACCAGGGAACAUGUCAAUGGAAUAAAAACUUCAACCAUAA